CACUCACAUCCAUCGCAAUGUCUGUCCAGGAGCGCACCUACAUCAUGGUCAAGCCCGACGGUGUCCAGCGCGGGCUCGUCGGCAACAUCAUCAACCGCUUCGAGCAGCGCGGCUUCAAGCUCGUCGCGCUCAAGCUCGUCCACGCCACGCCCGAGCACCUCGAGAAGCACUACGCUGACCUCAAAGGCAAGGCCUUCUUCCCCGGUCUCAUCAAGUACAUGGCCUCCGGCCCCGUCGUCGCCAUGGUCUGGCAGGGCCUCGACGCCGUCAAGACCGGCCGCGUCAUGCUCGGUGCUACCAACCCCCUCGCCUCCGCCCCCGGCACCAUCCGCGGCGAUUUUGCGCUCGCCGUCGGCCGCAACAUCUGCCACGGCUCCGACGCGGUCGAGUCCGCCGAGCACGAGAUCAAGCUCUGGUUCCCCGAGGGCGUCACCCAGUACGAGAGCACCCUCGCCAGCUGGAUCUUCGAGUAAAAAAGCACGCGUGCGGCGCGGCCCCCGCGCGGCGCGAGAAGAGAUGAGAAGAAGCAGUUUGCAUGUGUUGUUUGUUGUAGGCGAUAUCGAUUGUAGACAAAAAAAUAUACAUCAUAGCCGUGGAAGCG
Heterobasidion irregulare TC 32-1 is the source of this 601-nucleotide messenger RNA. RefSeq lists its product as uncharacterized. Gene Ontology annotation, biological process: CTP biosynthetic process; GTP biosynthetic process; UTP biosynthetic process. The transcript has 5 exons. Bases 18 to 473 code for a protein of 151 amino acids. Lineage: Eukaryota; Fungi; Basidiomycota; Agaricomycetes; Russulales; Bondarzewiaceae. The record is from RefSeq and is a predicted model, not a curated record. Gene Ontology annotation, molecular function: nucleoside diphosphate kinase activity.